This is a messenger RNA of Sitodiplosis mosellana (orange wheat blossom midge), 2565 nucleotides long. RefSeq names its product ubiquitin carboxyl-terminal hydrolase MINDY-3 homolog. The record is from RefSeq and is a predicted model, not a curated record. NCBI's taxonomy places the organism in Eukaryota, Metazoa, Arthropoda, Insecta, Diptera, Cecidomyiidae. Gene Ontology annotation, biological process: protein K48-linked deubiquitination. The transcript is spliced from 9 exons. The coding region runs from base 454 to 1854 and encodes 466 amino acids. Gene Ontology annotation, molecular function: calcium ion binding; K48-linked deubiquitinase activity; cysteine-type deubiquitinase activity.
GGUUUGACAGCUAUUGUUGCAUCAUUGACAAUUUAUCCUCAGUCGCAAACACAAACAAGACACAUUUGCAUUAGCACGUACCCAACACACCAACAUAGUUUUAUUAUUAACCUGAAAAAACAGUGAUUAUCCAUUUCCAAAUGGAGUAAAUUUGCACUGAAUGAAAAAAAGUCAACAUUAAACAUAAAGUGGUACACCAUCGCUGAUUGUACGUAUCAAUUUUUCUGUGUUUCACACGUCAAACUGAGUCAAUUGGAAGUGCCCAUCUCAUUCUUAUUGUUAUCUGUUGAUUGAACGCAUCUUCGUACAUCAAUCAGUUCCAGGGUGUAUUCAAUUCAUCUGGUUGGCAACCAAAAAGUAACCGCUGCAUGAGAAAUAAUUGUGCCGUUUGAUCGACAUUCGAAUUAUCGUUCUUAGAUAAAUUUGCUAAGUGCUUAGAAUAUUGUGAAGAAUAUGGCUGAUAUUGCAGCAAGCGCCUCUAUGACACAAGCCUCAUCAAAUUUGAGUGACGAACAGGAGCUGAAUGAAUUCCGUGAAAUUGUCUGGGGCCCAAACAUUCGUAUCGAUGUUUUUCAGAGAUGGUCACAAGGCUUCGAAUUCAGUGACUCGGAACCAUCGGCUUUAGUGCAAAGACAAGGCGGCCCAUGUGCAGUUAUCGCACCUGUUCAGGCAUACUUACUGAAAACAGUUUUAUCAGAAACGAGUAGUCAGAAUUUCAGAGAUUUGACUGCGGAACAGUGCAAAUUGUUGCUCAUUCAAGCCAUCUGCUCCAUUUUGAAGAAAUGCAAAGACGAUAAAUUUAGAAUAGUCACAUUGCCAAAUGAAGAUACUGUACCAUCGAAUACAGCAGCCCCGGCACCGGUACCAGAAUUGAGUCAAGUACCUGCUGAGUCUUCAACUUCAACGGAACCCAGCGCCAAUGUUUUACCAAGUCAACGAACCGCCGGAUGGGUCCCGGAUGAGUUCCAUGAGCGUUUAUCAGUUCACUCUUUCGAUAAUAUCGAAGAGGUAGAACAAUUUUACAUGGACAACUACCACGUUUUGACCGGCAGCUAUGGUGUUCUGAAAUUCAUGUACACAGUCCUAUUGACGAAGAAAGUGCAAAACAUUAUCGCUGAAUUGCUGGAUAGUUCAGAGCCAUUGAUACACGAUGAAUACGGCUGUGGAUCACAGGGUUUAAUCAAUUUAAUGAUUACUGGUCAAGCUGUGCCACAUGUAUGGGACCAUGACAAAGAUGUGGGAGGACUGAAGUUGAGGGGUAUUUCGCAGCAGUCAGACAUUGGAUUUCUCACUUUAAUGGAGCAGCUACGAUACUGUACCGUCGGAUCUUUUUACAAAAAUCCAAAGAAUCCUGUUUGGGUGAUGGCUUCGGAGACACAUCUCACAGUGCUAUUCAGCAAUGAAAAGAACUUAGUGUCCAAGGAAACACCGAGUGAAGUCGCACGUCGAGUGUUCAAGUCAUACGAUCCAGACGGAAAUAAUUUCAUACCGAGCCCGGUAUUACAGGAUGUUCUGAGAUGCUUAGAGUUAGUCAGCGAACCAGAAUACGUUGACAUAAUGAGUAAAAAGUUGGACCCUGAAGGACUCGGAAUUAUUUUGCUCAACGCAUUUAUGGAUGAGUUUUUCCCGGAGGAAAAACGAUCAACUCCAGACACCUUUGACCUGAUACAUUAUAACGGGAUACCCAGGUCAAAUGUUGAAGACCAAGUAAAAUAUCACCAUGGUGCAGCCAUAAUUCUGGAAAGUGAUUUACGUUCCGUAUCCAUAUCAAACCCAAUGAUAACGUGUUUGCAGACGAAAUGGCCAAAUAUCGAAGUGAACUGGGAAGACAAUCGAACCCCAUCAUUAAAUUGACAUGGCGUUGAAAACCACAAUGCAAAUAUAUUUAUCAUCAAUCAGAGGAACACAAUUCCAACAAAUCGAUGUCAAACAAAUGAGCAAACACAAACCUUUUCCUUGAUAUUUUAUGCAUGAAUACUACAAACAAACACACACAGAGAGACACAAACAUCGGAUGUGAGUAAUUUAUAGUAAGAGAGUAAUGAAGAUCACAUUUUAAAACCGCAACAAAGCUUUAGCCUGACAACUCAACUAACUCCAAUUGAUUACGUCUUAAAAUUGGCACAUUUUUACUCGACAUCAGAGAGUGAUGUUUUUUCGUUCGCAAAUUGCAUCGUAUAGUUAGGACAGCAUGUGUUCACAGUUUAAAAUUCGAAACAAUAUUUUAUGUUAAUUUAAUGGAUAAAAAGAAGAAGGGAUGAAUUUUGUGAGUUUAUUUGGAAUCAAAAACGUUAGCCUAGGUCUAAAAGUCAGAUUUGGUAUUAGUACGAAACGAAAUGUAUGUAAAUAUAGGCUUCUUUUUAUCUCUCUCUCUCACUUGGUAAAAACAAAAUUGAACUUUUGCACUUACUCUCCUGCGUACACGAAUUUCGAAACUUUUACGGUGCAAAUGGAUUUCCUGAUUCAUUCAAUUUUAAUUUGUUAAAUGCGGCAUGUAAAAACCAUUUUAACUAUGAAAAUCUUUUUUAAGUUAACUACUUUGUUGAAUAAAGAAUUUAAUUUGAA